Messenger RNA from Wyeomyia smithii (pitcher-plant mosquito), 2430 nucleotides. It is a transcript of the gene fl(2)d, whose product is annotated as pre-mRNA-splicing regulator female-lethal(2)D. The transcript is spliced from 5 exons. Gene Ontology annotation, biological process: regulation of alternative mRNA splicing, via spliceosome. The coding region runs from base 350 to 1855 and encodes 501 amino acids. Gene Ontology annotation, cellular component: nucleus. Lineage: Eukaryota; Metazoa; Arthropoda; Insecta; Diptera; Culicidae. The record is from RefSeq and is a predicted model, not a curated record.
UUGAAUCGGAACGGGACAGCGAAGAAAAGAAAUCCAUCAAUCGCGAUCUGAAAAUGGUAAGUGGCUUCGUCGUUAAGCCAACGGUGGUGAGUUUUGUGAAAAAUUUAGGACUAAAUCCGGCGUUAAAGUGAAAUCUGGAUCCGGAAAGUGUGGUGCAAGUUCAAUGCACUAAUUCAUCGCCACCAGGAAAGAAAGCAAUUGGAAAAGUGUUGUGCUUUUGUCGUCGUAGAAGAUUCCAGUGAUUGUUUGAGUAGUGCGUGUGGAAUUGUUUAGAAAAAAGGAAACAAUUCUGGGACACUAGCGGGAGUAUUUCCGAAAAAAAAAACAGAAGGAAAGUUUACCGCAGGCAAUGCAGAGUGCUGAAGACACUACAAAUCUUAUGGACACCGAACACAAUAAUGCGUCGUUGUCCGCGUCGUCGCCACCUUUGAGUAACGCCGCCGUUGCUGCAUCCCCUGUUACUGGAUCUGGUACUGUCGGUUCCGGCUCCGGUACCGCAACCGGAUCCGGUUCGGCGCCGACCGGCCGUACCGGCGAAUCGCUGGAAUAUCACUGCCGUAUGCUGGAAGAAGAGCUUCAAACGAUAAAGGAUUCGGAAGCAAAACUUAAGCAACAGUAUGCCGAAUCUCAGCGCCGCGAACGUAUUCUGGCACGGCGACUUGCCGUCAAGGAGCAGGAAAUGCAAGAUUUUGCCAGUCAGAUUGCCGAGCUCAAAACCGCCCAAGCACCGGGCCAAGCUGCCCUCCGGUCUGCCCUGCUCGAUCCUGCCGUUAACAUACUCUUUCAAAAGCUCAAAAACGAACUUCAGCAGACAAAGGCAAAACUGGAGGAGACACAAAAUGAACUGUCCGCGUGGAAGUUCACACCCGAUUCCAAUACAGGAAAACGGUUGAUGGCCAAGUGUCGCCUGCUGUACCAAGAGAAUGAAGAGCUGGGCAAGAUGACAUCCAACGGACGGUUGGCCAAGCUGGAGCACGAACUGGGCCUGCAGAAAAAAUACAACGAGGAAGUUAAGAAAUCCCAACUGGAAUUGGAUGAUUUUCUGCAGGAAAUGGAUGAAGAUGUCGAAGGUAUGCAGAGUACGAUUGUGUUCCUCCAGCAAGAGCUCAAGAACACUAAGGAGGAGAAAGAGGUUCUCGAAAAGGAAGUGCUCCAGUUGCGCUCGUACGUCAAUGGCGGUGCGAUCAUCAGCGGCAGUGGUGGUGACGAUUCCACUCCGAUGGAAACGGAUCCGGAUCCGGCGUCCUCGCUGUAUCUAGUGAACGGAAAUAAUAAUGCAAAGUUGAAGCAAAGUUCAAGUGAGCAAUCAGAAUCGUUGUUGGUGUAUCAAAAUCGGACGCACUGUAGUGGCAAUAGCAAUUCGGGGUUACAGUUACAGAACGGUGGUGAUGAGUUAGUUAAUGAGCAAGAUCAAACGAGCGGCGCCGGCGGUAACAAUAACAGCAGACUUAGCGGUAAUAGUAACUCUAGUACUGUUAGUAGCAAUAAGAAAACAAACAACAGGACUGCUAAAACGGUUGGUGGUAAAAAGCGAAACUACAAUGAAGAUCAGGAUGACGAGGGUGCAGCGGGUAGUGAAGAUGAGGAGGAUAGUGGUCACUACGAGGAGGGAUCCAACAAUGGUAAGAUGUUGGCUCCUGACAGUGUCGAGCCCUCGCAGAAUCACCAGCAGCCGCACGAGGAAGAACAGAUCAUUGCCAGUAGCAAUAAGCGCAUGACACGAUCAGGUAAAGGUAAAGCUCCGCCCAAAACGACGGUGAGUGUGAAAAAGUUACGUCGGGCAUCGGUACUUUCGGCAGAGCCGGCUGACGAUGACGACACUGCCGAGGGGUUUGCGUCCAACGGGGCGAAUUGAAUUUCUUAACCACCAUUUUUAACGAUCCACCAGGCGCCACUGAGCGAGUGCGCGCAUAACGACGAGAGACUUCCGUUCUUUCCGGGCAAUGAAAAUGGCAUACUGUUGAUUUUUUUAAAGCCGAAAGCACGCUGUCCCGCGAUGAAUCGAAAAACAGGAUAGAAUUAGGAGCUGGGAUGAGAAUCCUUCUAAAGUUAUAUGCGAACACUCAAACACAGAUUGAAAUUAGAGCUCUAAGAUUACCUUAUACAAUAAUAGUUAUUGUACAUUUGUGGAUGCGAUGCGGACAAGCAAUCAUAUUGUGCCGCCCUACUGUCAUCUUCGGUUAGUAAGUAAAGUAGAGAAAAAGAAACACGGAAUCAUAGAGAGAAGAUAGUGACAUAAAAUACGUUUCGUACGACCAUAAACACAGUGGAAGUUUUAUUUUCGUUUCGUGAAUGAACAUUUCUAAACAGCUAAGAAAGUAUAAUUUAAACAUACAAUGGUAAACCGAGAAAAAAAAAACAAAACAAACUUAAAAAACAACAUGUAAUUUAAAUUAUUUCGAAAAGAAUAGAGAUAAAUUAUUCGUACAA